UAGAAAAGAAAAAAAAGGAAAAAAGGAAAAAGUAGAAAAAGAAAAAAGAAAAAAGAAAAGUCAGUCGGUUAUUUCUAUCGUUGAAGAGAAAAGCUCCUCGAGCUAGAAAACUAUCCGGCUUCGAUCACGUUUAAAAGUAAACGCAAAGUUAAAGUGUAGAAGAAGAAAGAUAGUGUAGUUGAACUUUUGGUAAACUCCUGAAGGGGAGUCACUCGAAGUCGUGUCGAGCCGCCGGUGGGUAGCUCCAGCAGUUGCUUUCCAGUGCAUAACUUGUUGCUCAUACGUAAGCAGUGAUCCAAAUCGUUUCGUCGAUUUCAACGCGUACAGUGUAARAACAGAACAGAACAGAAAUAAAAACCAGAUCAAAGAAAAGAAAAGACAAAAAAAACCCCUUCCCCCAAAAAAAAACAGGAACAUAAAGGUCUAAAGGGAAGGUGACAAAGGGUGAAUAAAAAAAAAACACUGAUAUUUGUUUGAAAUUAAUAAAGAAGAUGCCACACGCGUGGGGUUGUCAUCGAUGACAACCCUUCUACUUUGAUUUUCAUCAUCUCUCUGUUGUUCUAUUUUUAUUUUUAAACGUCCAAUGGGAGAAUGCAUUGAAUCCUGAAGAAUACAACCCCUUCGAAAGGAUUUCCAACUAGCAAAGGGAUUUUCAAGCUUUGCCUGUUCACGUUUCUUGUUAUCCACAGCUUAAAGUGCGAUAUCGAAGAAAGCAAAAGGAAAAUAUACAAGAUGGAAGUCAUAAUCGAUAAGAUUUCAAACAAUUCAACGAAUCUUAAUAAACUAUCGAUGAUAAUAGAACAUUGACACAAUUUUGACAAUUGAAAUAAAAAGUAUAUCGACUUUAAAGAUCGAAUCGAUUUUCGAUAAGCCGAUCAUGAUGCGUAUAGCGAAAAGAUGAUGACCAGCGGUCGUUGAUGACCGCUCGAGAAACCGAAUUUCUAUACUCCUCGUCUCAGAAUGGAGGAAAACGUCAGUGCAGCAGCUAAUGCGACAAUCGACAAUUUCGAUUUUACAAAUCCCUGGGUACUACUAAGGGCCACCAUAUUGGCUCUUUUGAUACUCGUCACUAUAGUUGGGAAUUUGUUCGUUAUAGCGGUGAUCCUGUUGGAACGGAACCUACAAUCCGUGGCAAAUUAUUUAAUCGUGAGCCUGGCCGUCGCCGACCUUAUGGUUGCUUGCCUCGCCAUGCCACUCGGGGCUGUUUACGAGAUAAACUCGAGAUGGUCUCUUGGGCCGGGACUCUGCGACAUAUGGACCAGCAGCGACGUACUUUGCUGUACGGCAUCGAUAUUGCAUCUGGUGGCUAUCGCGGUCGACAGAUAUUGGGCUGUCACCGAUCUCAAUUAUAUACAGGCAAGAAAUCCAACGAAGAUUGCUAUCCUGAUCGUGUUGGUUUGGGUUGUAUCAUUGGGAAUUUCAUUGGCACCACAAUUUGGUUUAAAAGAUCCAGAUUAUUUAAAACGCAUAAACGAUGGUGAAUGUAUCGUAUCGCAAGAUCCAACGUAUCAGAUUAUUGCAACAUGCGCAACGUUUUAUCUACCAUGUCUGGUGAUUUUGUACCUUUACUGGAGGAUAUUCCAAGCAGCUCGGAAACGUAUCAGAAAGAGGCCAGGAACAAUCGUUCAACCUCCUCGCGAAAGAAGAGGAAUCCUACGUUACGUAACAAAAAGGCAAAGAGAGGAAUCAACGGCGUUCACAAUAACACGUUCAACACCGGAUCAUUCGUCGAUUUCUCCGGAAAAGUCAUCGUCGUAUAACGAUGGGAACGUGGUCCAAUCGACAGGUGGAAACUUAACAAGCAAUACUGCAGCCAAUUCGUCGAAUUCAACGACUCAAAUGACAAGUGGAGCAGCAGCAGCUGUAGCAUCGGCAGCUGCAACAGCAGCAGCAAUAACAACAACAGCAACAGCAACAACGACGACAACGACGAUGACAACAACGACGACGAGUGGUCCAAGUUCUUCGGCAACUUCAACUACGGUACGUCAAGCAACAUCGACGAAAAGGAAUCGCGAGACAAUCGAAUCGAAGCGUGAAAAAAAAGCAGCAAAAACAUUGGCAAUCAUCACCGGUGCCUUCGUCCUCUGUUGGCUACCAUUCUUCCUUUUAGCGCUUUUACGUGUGAUUUGUUCCGAGUGCGAGAUACCCGACAUAGUCUACAGUGUCUUCCUUUGGCUUGGCUAUUUCAACAGUACACUCAAUCCUGUCAUUUACACCGUAUUUUCACCCGAAUUCAGGCAAGGCUUCAAGAGAAUGCUCUGUGGUAGCUCCAGGGUGACACGCUGACAUUGGAUUUAAUUUCCUUUCCCGUUACCACCACUAUAUACUAAACCAUUUACUACCAUCACUACCCACCACGACACUACACCGAUUAUAAUAUCAUUGGUACUACUCUCUUAAAGGAAGAACUUUUAAUCUUUUCUUUCUUUCUUUCUUUCUCUCUUUCUCUCUUACUCUCUUACAAACACAAGUCUGAGAAGGAAUAAUAGAAAGUACGGAAACUCUUACCUCUCUUACUUUCAUUUAUCUUCAAUCUUUCUUCCUUCCAACUUCAGUCUCCUUUAAUCACAGUUAAUUGAUCAUUGAAGAUUAACAAUUAUCCAACAUUUAAUUUACCAAGAAAUAAUUGAGUUUAUCAUUUACAAUUAGUAAUCCAUCUUUUAUCACUUCUCCUCACACAGAUUUAUUCAUAACAAGCGCACACAGAAGAGGUCUACAAAACACCAGGCAUUAACUUUUUCUUCCUUGUAACCCUUCUGUUUUUCCACUUGAAUAGCAAUGUAUUAUAUCUCGUGUAUAUAACGCAUAUAUUCUAGAGUUAAAGGUCACACUUGGAACAUGGCCAAAAACCAUGAGUACAUAUAUAAACACAUACGCGUACACACACAUAGAUACAUUUCUACAAAAACGUAGUAGCUAACAUACUUGUAUACACAUUUAAUUAAACGUACGGUAGAAGAAUCGCGUGUUUAAUCGUGAUCAACGUUGACAUCUUGUUUUAUUCCUUUUUUUUGCUUUUUUUUUGUUUUGGUUGUGGCAAACGAUUUACCCCCUUUUUAACAGUUCCAAUUCUAGGCUGGACCGACAAUCAGUGGUGCGAUCUCUACUGAUCUAAAUCGUUUAACCGUAAGAAUAAUAAAAAAAAAAAA
Messenger RNA from Polistes dominula (European paper wasp), 3152 nucleotides. It is a transcript of the gene 5-HT1, whose product is annotated as serotonin receptor. Gene Ontology annotation, cellular component: plasma membrane. The record is from RefSeq and is a predicted model, not a curated record. Gene Ontology annotation, molecular function: G protein-coupled receptor activity. Gene Ontology annotation, biological process: positive regulation of MAPK cascade; adenylate cyclase-activating adrenergic receptor signaling pathway. Lineage: Eukaryota; Metazoa; Arthropoda; Insecta; Hymenoptera; Vespidae.